Messenger RNA from Sparassis crispa, 6312 nucleotides. RefSeq lists its product as hypothetical. Bases 1 to 6312 code for a protein of 2103 amino acids. Lineage: Eukaryota; Fungi; Basidiomycota; Agaricomycetes; Polyporales; Sparassidaceae. The transcript has 6 exons. The record is from RefSeq and is a predicted model, not a curated record. Gene Ontology annotation, molecular function: guanyl-nucleotide exchange factor activity.
AUGGUGCCUGAGGUGAUGAGCGCGAAGACUGUGCGUCGGGCUGUUUUUGAAGGAGGAAUUGCAGCAGAGAUUCAGCUUGGGUAUGAGAUAUCGCAGGCAAAGAGCUUUACUCUCAGUGGUGAUGGAACAUCUCACCGGCAUACCAACUACGAGUCACGACAUAUUGCUUUGCAAACUCCAACAUACACUGACUCCAUCGGCAGCACUUCUACUACUGCGCCAAAAAAUCGCCUAGUUGGUGUCGACUCAUCGGUAGACCACACCAGUGAAAAUCAAUUUGCAGGAUGGCUUACCAAGUUUGAUGGACUCUCCACAACAUUCAAUAGGUCAUCACUUGCAAGACGCACUGAAUCAACUCUUGAGCUCGAGGACUUUGCUGUGAAGGCAAAAGGGAUGGCAGGAGAUCAUGCGACUGAUCAGAAAAAACAAUACCGCAUAUUCAAAGCAUGGAAGGAUGACACCAUUCGGAUGAUGCUUGCCCACAAAUUCUUAGAGAAGCAACCAUCACAGACACUCAGCGACUUCCUUGCCCGAUCAAUGGACCUUACAGUGAUGGCAGCAGGUGGCGAAGCAAAGUGGAAUGAGCUCUCACACGAUGAACAAGUUUCACUCAAUCUGGCCAAAAUGAAAGAGGAGUACUUGCAACUAGGAGAGAAGAGGUUUGGAAACUUGCCUGCGGAAGAGAAACGGGGAUUCGAGCUGUUUCUCUGGCUGGGUUGCUGUAUGCAUAAGGACCUGAACAGCGUAAAAGGCGGGAACAUAACAAUGUCUGGAGUAUGGCAAAAAAAUGGCCUGACUCCUCCAAUGUUGUUGGCAAACAAAGACAAUGCCGCGACCUUGCGAGGAAUCUCUCAGCCAUCGACAAGUGCUGAAAUUCGUGCUAUGGAUGUGUCAGCUCAUGGCGGUGUCAAACUUGCCAGUCUUGCAGGUGCAAUUUUCAACCAUAAGGACAACAAGAAAGGACAACAAGAUACUCAAUUGUACUACUUCCGGCAAAUUGUAGGGCACACAACAAUUUUCCCCGAUACCAGCAAUACUCGCUACCAGACAUAUUGUGCUGCUGCAGAAGAACUUCUCGUACACCGCCUAGAAUAUGUUCACUUUCUCAAGGUCAUUCGUGAUAAGAAGGACAAGCCUGGAUUCAAUCAUAUGGAGCAGAAUGUCUAUGAUGGACUCCAUGACAUUCCUACCCUGACAGAACUGGCAGUAUUGGCCUUAUAUUCACAGGCAGUCACUCGCCCAUACAUGCGAGUUGCUCGCAUUCGUCAAAAUGGCUUGAAACUCGGACCUUUGCAUGCUCAACUCAAGAUGUUUGUCAAGCUACUCAUUGAUGAUCCCGAGUUAGUCCUAUCCUCAGAAGCAACAUUUCAUUCUGGGGCUAUGGAUCAGAAAGAAUGGGACCGCCCAGAGGCUGUUGCAGCUGUGCAUGAGCUGUCUUCACAGUUGCCAUAUCUCAAGGUUGCAUUUGUUGCAUUCUUGGAAGGUGCUUUGAUAACUUGGGAGAGAUUCACAGAGGAGUUCACACCAGGUGGUGCCAUUGAUCAGGCAACUUCAGAGGAAUUAGACGAGGCAUGGAUGUUCUCAACAAAUGAUGACAACGAAGGUGCACUUGGUGGGCUUCGUUUGUGGAAACGCAGAAAUCCAAAUGGCACACAAGCAUAUUUCAAUGCACAGAAGAAACACGACCACAAUGAUACAGCAAAUUUUAUGACCGCAAUGCUCACAGAAGAAGAUCAUCAGCAUAUUCGGAGGGAAGCACGGAUUCUUGAUGAAAGCAAGCAUGAGGCUAUCUGUCGCAAACAGCAAGUAGACCACGACAUUCAAGUGGCAGCAGCAACAGCUCAACAAUGUGAAGAGAAGGAGAAGAAGCACAAGGCCAAAAUAGCCACCAUUAAAGCAACUCCUCUGAUUUUUGCGGACACUGAACUUGAAAAGCUCAAGAAGACUCAGCUCGAGGCACAGCUUGCAGUGUACCGGCUCAAUGACCCAGAGGUUCCACUCAAAAGUAAAGUUGGCCUGGAAGCUCGUGUAUCAGACUUCUCUAGGCAGCACGAUAUUACUUCUGAGACUCUCUCAUCUGCUGGUCAUACACCUCGCGGGCAUCUCGCAGACUCGCCGUACGAAGAACACAGGCCUUCGCCGUCUCAGUUCGACCGCAUCAGCCGUCUGGUCUCUCGUAGCCCUAGUGGCUCAUCUUCUGUGUCUCUCCACCGAUCUAACUCGAAGGGCAGCAAGUCCGACAAGGGCAAGGAAGAUGUCGACAAACGGAGGAGCCAGUUCGCUGACAUCCCGCUUUUGGAGAUGCAGCUGAUACCGUCCCUCCGGGAUACUGUGGACAGAAUGACGCAUCCACCAAAACCUGUAGUUAGGGAUGCCGAAGACAGAGAGGGAUGGUCUAAGGAGGCAAACGCGUCGGGCGUCCUGAGGAAACCGCGACAACCUGCUCCUGGACGCUCUCCUUCUGUUCCGCCGAAAUAUCUGUCCCCAUCCCAAACGCCAUCUUUUACAUCCACUAGCACAUUCUCUACUCUGGGUCGUGCUGCGAUGUCUCCUUCUCGUACUGUCUCGCCCAGAUUAGCAUCGGCAUCAUCACCCAAUCCCACUGGCACCCCAAGAGCAACGCUCAGUGUCGAGGAAGCUUCUCAGCCUAUUCUUAGAUCGGCUUUGCGUACAAAUCAAUCUUCUACUGCUACAUCCUCCUCCAGUGCAAUAGUUCAGUCUCGCAGGAAAUCAUUGCGCACAGUCAAACCCAUGGUCUCUAAAUCGCCCAAUACAUUCGUAACCAGAGAUUUUGACCAGCCGCCAACUACGUCGACGAUCUCUAAGGCUGGCUCUCGCCCCCGUACUGGAGAAGAAGCGUUACCGCAAGACCGCUCGAAGAGUCUAUUACCUGUGCCAAAGUCUAAGGCCAAGUCUAACCCGAACACACCUCAAGAUACAAAGAAGUUCCCAAGCUUUGCGACCCCCCAAAGCACCAAUGUCACAACAUUUUCACCCCGACUUUCGCCUCUUCCGCCGUCCAACCUGCCUAGACCUGCGUUCUCGUCUGCUUCUGCAAAUGAUAGCGGCUCAGAUCUUGAGAGACGACUAGGACCGAUCCGCGCUUCUAAAGUGGCUGUGUCGACUACGAACGCCAUCCCGAGCUCGUCGGAAAGCGAGAGCGAUGGUGAAGCAGCCAAGACGAUGAACCCGGUUCGAUCACCCAUUUCCAACUGGAAAUCUGGGAUCCUUGCACGUGAUAGAUGGCGACCGUCUUCACCAUCCCAUUGGCAAGGUCAACAUCCUCGCCCUAGCGCUGUCCACGAACGCUCCCCCAUAGGACUCGGGCUACAGCUUAGUUCUCAGAUUCAGGCAGCCCAGGGCAGUGUCGCCGUUGAGUCCGAAGCCGAGGAUGGUGCCAGUGUAUACGAAGAUAGCGAUGCUACUCAAGGUCCCAGGCGCGACGCUCUUGAACAGUAUGGAGACGAAGAUGCAAGCGUGUAUGACGACGAUGCCGCUGGCAAUGACGCUCACGCUUCUCCUGAAGACUUCCACAGUACUCCUGUCCAGGAAUAUGCCGACAGCAGAGACGAAGCCCUCACGAGGAAACAAGCAGCGCUCGUGGGGAUUGUCGAUAACCUACGUGUGGACUAUCGGACGCAUACCUCAUACGGCAGGAACUCGAUACGUAACUCAGGCUUGAGCAACUAUGCGUACGCGGAAGGGUUGGCUAUCACUAUCUCUGAUGAUUCCUCGGUUAGGGCGGUCCAGACGUUACCAGUGGCCAAGAGACAGAGGACGCAGCAAGCUGCUCAACAGAAGUGGGCUAUACCUUCUUCAUCACCUCCUGUCGUGCCGCGUAAGCCCUCUUCGCGUUCCAGGCAGUCUCGCUACCUUCCCCAAUCUGCAUCACCGUCUGAGGAGAUACGACAGUAUACCACUGGCUCAAGGAGUAUCUCGCAAAAUUCUACAACCCGGCGUUCCAGGCACGAAGGCGCAUUCGUACCCACAGAUGACCCCAAGGCGAACUGGCACGGACAAGACGAGCAUGUCUCUUGGAUAGGCGAUGAGGGGUUGGUUAAUACUGCGGACGGCGAGGUAGAUAUGCUGACAGACAGGGAAGACGUGGCCGAACGGGAGCGAGCUGCCUUUGGUAUACCUGCGUCCCUGUCAUAUGGCGCUAACUCCUCGUCACAAGGCUCGCCUUCGGAACGAGAAGUUCAAACGCUCCAAUGUCGCAAUGUGACAAAUGGUCGUGCGUCCACGUCAAGCGGAGAUGACAGUUGGAAGGUACGGUAUCGGGAGGACGAGCUAAGCAGAGGGGCCGAAGCGUUAUUCGAGAGAUUGACGGUUCACGACAAUGGCCGCAGCAACUAUCAUGGUGAUAUGAUGACUACCCCACAGGCGCCAGUGCAGGAGACCCCACAUUCUCGGACAGACUUGCGUUCUGGUGACGACCGUGUACGGUCAAACUCGGUCGACUUAAUCUCGAUUACUGUAACCUCAAGUGCACCGUCUAUCUACGAAGAGGGGCCGUCAGAGGAUCAAGCUAGUCUUCCCGCACCAACUGCAACAUCAUGGCGGUCAAUGCUUCAACCAUCCACUUACGAUAGUCUGGCCGCAUACUACGGGCCGACCGAAAUGCGACGGCAGCAGCUCGUUUAUGAAUUGUUUACGACGGAACAAGACUUCGUCAAACACAUGCGCACCGUCAUUCCUUCAUUUAUCCUACCUCUGCGACGUCGCGACAGUCGGGCCUGGCUGGAUGGUGUUCCCGAGAAGGUCGCGAAGCUAUUCGACUGGCUAGAAGAUAUCGUCAACUUUCACUCCGGCAUUUCCCGCGCACUCAGGAAUGCUACCAACCUAUGGGCAUCUGGCGCAAUCGUAGAGCGGGUAGCAGAACCUCUGCGGAAACAUAUGUCGGGCUUGGAGGUAUACCAACCGUACUUAAUGCGGGUGGAUGAAGUGAGGGAGAUGGUGGCGGAUUGUGUGCGCGACAGUGGGAACGUCUUUGGCGAGUACGUCCAGAUGUGGGAGCGGGAAGGUGCGCAUGAAGGCACAACGUUGCAACACCUUCUGGAAAGGCCCAUCAACAGGGUGCUGGUCUACCCUGAAACCUUCCAGCGACUCUUAGAGCUCACACCGCGGCGACAUCCAGACCAUUUCUGUACGCUGUCUCUUCUGUGUUUGACAAAAACCAUGAUCCACGUCCUAGACGAGGUACGAAUCCGCGAAGAAGAGUAUGAGUUCGUCAAGGACAUGGCUUCUCGACUUGAGGGUCUGGGUUCACCCGCCGCUCUUGCGCGACGGGAACGGAGACUACUGCACCAUGGCGAACUCCAUUGGGUCCUCUCGAGAGACGUCCUCAACCAUGAAAUUAAUUCCCUCAAGCUACCAUCGAAGGACGGUGCAGGCCGAUUGGCAUUGCCUAAUGAAAAGACACCCGAUGGAUCGCAGCGGACAUCUAGACUCGCGUCCGCCAUUCACAACUGGCACGUCCGGCAAGGGUCUGUCGGCUCGACUGCAUCUUCCACAUCGUCUUUGCGGUCGUAUGGCACCGUGUCUGACGCGUCCAUCGCGAUUGCCUCUGUUGCAGGUGACUCACAUCGCACACUGCAUGCCCUGAGGUCGCCUGUGGGUGGCGAGAUUCCAUCUGGACAAAGACGCAAAGAGCGGCAGGAUAAGUUGCCUAACGUCUUACCGGUACAAGCAUUUAUCUUCGCAGAUCUUCUCCUUCUAGCUACACAUGCAACGGCCCAGAGUGUUCGCACCCCAUCUGAUCGUGCCGAGAACAAAUGGCGCUUACUCGAUGAUACAGGAAUAGCGAGGGUAGUAUCUAUCACUAUGGAGCAUGAAGACGGCGGACAUGGCCGCGUUGUGAUCCUUGACCUUUUCCCCAUGGGCAUCGAUCAGAUCAACAGCGGUGGCAUCCCUCAUUCUAACCAGCCAGUCGAGAUGCGUCUCAUAAUUCCACCGUCCACGGAAGACUCGGAGGGGCUGUGGCUAAAAGCCCUGGACGGUACUUGCAGGUCAACAAUUCACUCGAUUUCCUUCCCUCCACUCUCGGGAACUACCCAUGGCACGAACGUCGACCUCGAACUCGACACCCGGCAGUCCGUGAUGGCCAUCAUGUCGUCCGGUCUUCCGAUGCCAAAAAGUCCGUCUAUGCAAUUGGAACAUGCAGCUGCGUACAAAAACGAGCCGACGCAACAGGAAAGAGAGGAACGAGGAUGGUGGUCGCUUCGCUUUCAGCAAGUCCUCCGAGAGAUGCAGAGGCAAGACCAGAACAUUAUUCGGCCUCCAGACGCACGAGGCAAGUAUUCUCUGGCUUGA